Messenger RNA from Esox lucius (northern pike), 912 nucleotides. RefSeq lists its product as uncharacterized. Bases 22 to 912 code for a protein of 296 amino acids. The transcript is spliced from 2 exons. Lineage: Eukaryota; Metazoa; Chordata; Actinopteri; Esociformes; Esocidae. The record is from RefSeq and is a predicted model, not a curated record.
GUGCCCGGGACCGCAACAAGGAUGAUACAUGUGCGAUGCACUGAACCCCAGCGAAUAUACGAGCUGUUCAAGAAGUAUGGCCUGACAUGCUCCAAUGUCUGGGAUUCCAGAACCUCCCUGUCUGCCACGGCUCCUUGUACAGCACUGUGUGACCACAACAUGACCACAGUUAAAGCGAACAGGAUCGCGGAGACUGAUGCCUUGGACCAGGAACCUGAGGUGUCCAAUUUCUACCACGACAUGAAAUGCGUCCGAAUACAAGCAAAGCUAAACGCGCUGAAACACAGACCCUACAGCACACAUCACCGCAGCGUGGUAGAUGCAGCACAACUGCCAUCAGCCAGUGUUGACGGAACCUACUCGAACGAGACUCAGCCCGAGUUGGUAUCAGUUGUCCUGUACUACUACGAUCGAAUGGCCACACUGGGAGAUGUCAUCAAGGCCGAUGGUAGGUUCGUACCGGAUGUCCAGUAUUCGAAUCCAGAAGAGUGGUCUGGGGAUAGAUAUGUGUUAGAACUGGAACCAGACAACAACGUGACCAUUAUGGGCACGGUGCUCCCAGCCAGCUUGAGUGACGAGAGAACGCGUUUGGAACCGUACACGUGUCCCUACUGUCUCGAAGAUGCAAACGCGUACCUUGACUGCGGACACUUGUGUUGUGUGUCCUGUACACGAAGAGCUAAGAAGAAGAAGAAGGAUUCUGUGGCCUGUGGUGUUUGCAAGCAAGAAUCCACAGGCCACAGAGCCCUUGAAAUACCACAGAACUUCGAUUCUACAUGCUUCGCAUGCUGCAAAGGGAAAGAGUGGGUCACAGAAUGUGGCCAUUUAAUAUGUGUCAAAUGCUUCAUUGGACGCUGCCCUGUUUGUAGUAACCCGGUCACUACGCUUAAGAGGGUGUUCAUGUCAUAUUAA